Messenger RNA from Phasianus colchicus (ring-necked pheasant), 6432 nucleotides. It is a transcript of the gene NADK, whose product is annotated as NAD kinase. The record is from RefSeq and is a predicted model, not a curated record. Gene Ontology annotation, biological process: NAD+ metabolic process; NADP+ biosynthetic process. Lineage: Eukaryota; Metazoa; Chordata; Aves; Galliformes; Phasianidae. Gene Ontology annotation, molecular function: NAD+ kinase activity.
CCCCGCCCCCGGGGCCGACUCUGCUGAGGAGGCGGGGAGAGGACGAUGGAGGCGCGCAGGGUCCGCCGGCCCCGCUCAGUGCUCGGGGGCAGCCGUUGCCGCCGCCACCACCGCUACCAUCCCCACCGCCGCGGUCGGCGCCUCGGCCUCUGAGGAAGCAGCGGGCGGGAAAGCAGCCGGGCGGGCGUAUGGAGAUGAAUCGGGAGAAACUGUGUACCAGUAAGGCUGAUGUGAGCUCAGAUUCUGCAUAUCAUUGCUCAGCGUGUCAUGAUGAUGAGGAGUGGAGCAGUACGAGCCGGGGGCGAGCGAAGUCACGAAGCUUGUCUGCUUCACCAGCCCUAGGAAGCACCAAAGAAUUCCGGAGGACACGCUCCUUGCAUGGACCAUGCCCAGUGACCACGUUUGGACCAAAGGCCUGUAUGCUGCAAAAUCCUAAAACGAUUAUGCACAUUCAGGAUCCAGCAAGCCAGCGGUUGACAUGGAACAAACCUCCCAAGAGUGUCCUUGUUAUUAAAAAAAUACGUGAUGCCAGUCUGCUGCAGCCUUUUAAAGAGCUCUGUGUGUAUCUUACUGAGGAGAACAACAUGAUAGUGUACGUAGAAAAAAAAGUAUUGGAAGACCCUGCUAUUGCAAAUGAUGAUAAUUUUGGACCAGUGAAGAAGAAAUUUUGUACCUUUCGAGAAGAUUAUGAUGAUAUCUCCAAUCAAAUAGACUUUAUCAUAUGCCUGGGAGGAGAUGGGACCUUGCUUUAUGCUUCUUCGCUCUUCCAGGGUAGUGUACCUCCAGUUAUGGCUUUUCAUCUGGGAUCCCUUGGAUUUCUUACUCCAUUUAAUUUUGAGAAUUUUCAGUCCCAAGUCACUCAGGUUAUAGAAGGCAAUGCAGCUCUUGUUCUGCGAAGCAGGCUGAAAGUGAAAGUGGUAAAAGAGCACAGAGAGAAGCUGACAGUACAAAAUGGCAUAGAAGAAAAUGGAGUAGUGCCUACAAAUAUAGAGAAAGAAGUGGGCAAGCAAAUUAUGCAAUAUCAGGUCCUAAAUGAAGUUGUGGUGGAUCGUGGUCCUUCUUCUUACCUUUCCAAUGUAGAUGUCUUUCUAGAUGGACACCUGAUAACAACAGUGCAAGGAGAUGGAGUCAUUGUCUCCACACCGACCGGUAGCACUGCAUACGCAGCUGCUGCAGGAGCUUCUAUGAUUCAUCCAAAUGUUCCUGCAAUAAUGAUCACCCCAAUCUGCCCUCACUCAUUGUCUUUCAGACCUAUUGUUGUUCCUGCUGGAGUGGAACUCAAGAUUAUGCUCUCCCCAGAUGCCAGGAAUACAGCAUGGGUUUCAUUUGAUGGAAGGAAGAGACAGGAAAUAUGCCAUGGAGACAGUAUUAGCAUCACUACCUCUUGCUAUCCCCUUCCUUCGAUCUGUUUCCGAGAUCCUGUGAGCGACUGGUUUGAAAGCUUGGCUGAGUGUUUACACUGGAAUGUUCGGAAGAAGCAAAAUAACUUUGCUGUUGAAGAAGAAGAAUUUUGAGUGUCUACAUCUAAUGACUCAUGGGAAUGGAAAGUGGCAGUAUCCCUUCUAUAUGGUUGAUAUGUUCUGUUUUAUAAGUUUUUGCUAACAGGUGUGGUUGCCAUCUCAGACACAUAUCCAGUGAUAUACUUUAUAUCAGUCUGAUCUGCUGAUGGUUGGAAAUUUAUUUUGCUACUUCCUAUCCAGCAGGAAUAGAAUGGAAGAAGUGAGGUUAUGAUUGCUGUAAUCCAGUUUGAAUUUUCUUUAAACGAGCAGUUGGAAAAUGGGUUAUUUCUGAUUGGUAUUGACUGCAUCUGUAGAUUUGAUUGUAACAUAUAACUUACCACUAACGUGGUAGGCUGUAUGUAGAUAUGUAAUAGAAAAAUGGCAGUAGGAAAGAGGCAUUAAAAUAGUCUGUUUACUUUGGUAUGUAUGUAAUUCCAUUUGUUAAGAAUUCUAUGCACAUGAAGGCUCUACAGAAAUUGACUUUAAAAAAGAAGUGCUUUACUUUUUUAUCUGACUUAAAUACAACUUGCCCAGAACACCUCUCCAUCAAAACAGUGCUUAACAUACUUUCUUCUGACUUGCAAGUGUGACAAAAACUGUGAAUAAGGAACACCUAUCAGGAAUGUUUUUAUUAAUAGACGAAGCUAGAAAAAAAAAGAUUUAUAUAAGAUAGAUAUCUAUCUUGUGUCCAAGAAGAAUGUUUUUUGAGUAGAUGGAACUAGGGAAAAGAACUCCACACAUUUAUAUAUACAAAUAACACAUGUGCAAACACAUGCAUACGCACAGUACCCAUUUGUCUGAACAGUGUUUGACCCUUUGCUGUCAUCACUGUGUAAAUAUCCGCCAACGAACAGCAUGGACAAGCAUUUAGCUUGGGCUGAGUUGAUUAUUUCAGUCAUCUUCACUUUUCUUGCUGAGCUUGUUUGUAGCUCUGCAGUUCCUGUUGGUGGGAAACAUUAGCGUGCUUAUUUUUGUUUGAUGCUCUGGAACAAAUGGGACAUUAGGGACUGUAUAAUAAUAGUGAUAAAAGAUAAAAUAAUAGUGAAAAAAGCUCCAGAUAUUCGAGAGGAAUCUGGAAUACUGUAUUGCCUAGUGCCACUAUUGUCUUGAAGACGACAGUGUCCUGUACUAGGCCCUGGAUGCCCUCAAAUUCCACAGGUAUUUUCCAAUUCUGGGUGCUGAGUAAUACAGUAAGGGAUACUGCAUUGGUAGGCUGAUAAAUGGGAGGACACAUUCCCAGCAGAGUAACAAUGGUGCCUUCAGCACACUCAAGAUAUUCUAAGUCUCGUAUGUACUUUUUUAAGAUGCUUUCAAAUGUUUCUAACUUCUCUAUGUACAUAUUUUAUUGUAUGUGCUUUUAUGAAAAAGAACAACAACAACCUAGUUUGGGGAAAAAAAAAAAAAAAAAGAAGGGUUUGUACUGUAAUUUAACUGAAAAAAUCAAACCCAAGGAUAAUGUUUACAUUUAUGUUCUCUGUGGUGCAGUCUCAUGGUCACACUAUCCAAACUUCAGCAUUUUUGCAUUGUUGCUGCAUUGGCCAUUAAAGGAAUGGACGUGAUCAGUUGAAUUUAAGCCUAUGUCAUUGUACUGUGGAAGGGGUAAUUUCUAACUGAACAAGGUGGGAUUUCCUUGAAAGUGGAGCGAGAAGCAAUGAUAACUUUUCAUGAUUGUUUUAUGUUGUACACGUGGUCCAAAGUGGUAGUGGGAAAUGUAUUAAUUCCCAAACUCUGCCUAACGUGCUGUGCUCUGAUGGUUCAAAUAAUGUCUCUUUAUGUUUUGGAUGCUGCCCUAGUCUGUCUAACUUUAUUAAUUGAGGUGAGAGCACUUUUCCAUAAAAGAGGAGCAAACUCUUAGUUAAUGAGAAAAAUCACAAUGAAAUGGUGUUAAUAUAAAUUCAGUUUGUAAAUUUUGUAGAAUAGAAUAUUGGUUUACUUUGAUCUAAACAGAAAAAUUUUGUGAUAACUUGGAGAAUGUCAAGAAUAGCUUUUGACAUUUAUCUUUCACUUGAAUCUGCAGUAAUUGUUUUAUCACUGUUUUGAUGCUGCUUACGGGUUUUCUAGGUGGGGUAUUCAGUUAUUAAAUAGCUGUUUACUUUUUGAGCUGUGGAAUCAUCAAACUUUUUGCUUUGAAACUAUUCUUUUAUUUAAUCAUGCAAUAACUGAGAGGAGGAACAGGGUAUAGUGGCUAUAAAAAUGUAUUGUUUAAUGAAAAAUGAGCAGGAUACCAGGCACACGAGGAAGGUGGAAAUCAUUUUGUAAAGGUGAGGUAAAAUUAAUGAGCCUUAUCUAUCUUAUUUUUUUGUAAAGAUAAAACUAUAUUCAGCACUUUUUAUUUAUGCUUUUAUAAUAGUAAAGCUUUCAUUGAUUAAACUGCAGAACUUUAAUUUGUAGAGUGCACGUUCAUGAAAUGUAAACAAAACUUAGCUAACUACUUUCUCUAAAUUAGAUCUGCUGGAGUUGUCCUUAAAUUUAUCACGUACUGCAAUUGAAUUACUGGCUUUGAGGCUUCUGCAGUUUUGCUUAUACAACUUUUCCUGCUUGGUAACGAUGUUACUUGGAUCACUGCUCAGCCUAGUAGAGCUACAGUCACUGACCACAGGAAAGUAAGUCAUGAGAUGGCUUUAGUCUUUUGCUUUUUCUUCAGGAAAACACCUUUGAUUAUAAUUACGCUAGCUUCAUAUAAAAACACAAAAGAAAUUGUGUUAAUAUGUUACAAAUUAUCUAACUGUACAAAGUCCCUUUUCAAGGCCCUUAAUCUGCAAACCAGCAAUUUGCAAGCAGGCUAGUAAAGUUUGAUCAGCACUCGAGGAUUUUGCAUUAUUUAACUGCUUCAAGUGUGGGUAUUGUGUUCUAACUACAUCUGAAUGUGAUUAAAGCUCUAAUGCAGACUUGGUAAUAUUGGCAAUAAAAGUAGCUUACUGAAUUUGUUUAAACUGUGCUAGUAAAACAAAGUUUUGCUGAUUAUGAAUGGUAUUUCUAAUAUAAGGGUUGGAAAUAUCACUGUACCUAUAAACCCUUUCCAGACUACAUAGGGCCAAAAUGGAAGCUUGGAAAUUGAUGUGUUUAAAAAAACAACAACAACAGCAACAAAACAAAGUCACUCUCUAUUAGACUUUAAGAAGCUAUUAAAAACCAAUGUAGUACAGUGUAAAGCAGAGUGUACUUAAUUUUUAAGAGGAAAAAUUCUGUUACAUAUUGUUAAUGCUUUGAAACUUGUUUUAAAUAUUGCUGAAAACAAAUAUUUUUCAAUCCUUUCAAUAAAAUCUUUUUGUAAAGUUGAAUUUGUUUAAGAGCAUUUUGACUUUUGAGAAUAAUAAAUUAGGUAUACACAAUUACUUCCUUGGAAGACAAAUAUUCAGUGUGGGGUUUUGAUGCAUUGUCUCAUGGGACAGUAGCUUUUGUUUUCUAGAAAUGCAUGUAAGGCUGCUGUGAUUGUGUAUGUCUGAUGCAAGUCUUUUCCCAAAAGUUUCAAAAUAAAAGCUCCUGGAUUUGUUGUGCAAGUUUAAAAAUAAUAACAAAAAAAAUCUUCCUUACAGCUAAUUGGGCUUCAUUAACUAGUUUUAUGAAGGUCCAAAAGGAGAAAAGUGAGUGAGGAAAUAGACAUGGGUGAUAAUCUGAGAUAAUCUCAGAUAUUUGGAUAUAUAGUAAACUUAAGAGUGAAAUUGUAGUUUAAAUGCCCAUUCUAUCCUCUCCUUUGCAUGCUGUGAUCAAGUUCCAGACACUUUUUCCAUAAAACUUACGGCUAACAAUUAUGAUUAAAUGUCCUUUCAAGAUUUUAUAAUGUAAUCUGUAACCUAUUCCAACAAUUGAUGCACGCCAAAUCAUUGAAAAAUGUGUGGAGAUACCAUAUGCAGGUAAAUAUAGCAGCUUUUAAAUGGAAUUUAUUUGCUACUUGAGGUGCUUUAGCAAGAGUUUUCCAUCUUAUGCUUGGCUAGCUACAAGCUCUUCCAGUCCAUAGCCAAAAAGAUAACCCAGCAUUUGUGUGACAGUGACACUCUAUUGCCUAUGCAGGAGGCAAGAAAACAGUAGUGCCAUUAUUUUGCUAUGAGGACAAAAAAAAGCAUGGUACAAGCCUACUUUUUUUCAGGUAAUUUUGGCCAAGUAAAGGCCUACUGCAAAAAAUAAGUAUUCCCUUAUUGCUACUGCUCUGGGCAAGACCUGCUGCAUGCUGGCUUAUUUUAGAAAAGUACUGAAUAUGCUUAAUUGUUUUCCUCCAUUUCAGCAACAAUACAUAGUCACAUUUGGACUUGUGGAAUGAAGUCACAGUCAUCAGCUGGUACUCUCGUGCUUUCUCUUGAAAGUGCCAGCUGUAUGCAGCCUGACCAUAGACGAUUAACCUCUUCAUGUCUCCAUUGUGCUGCCUAUAAAAUGUAUUUUUUGUCAGUAUUUUUCCCAUCCUUGUCUCAGCUCUUUAUACAAGUCUUGAGAUCCUCCCUACAAAUUUCCCUACAAAGCUACAACAAACAGUUUCAGCUACUUCAUCCAGUAUGGUUCACAGCACACAGGAUUUGCAGUUUCAAGCUCUUCCAUCUUCAUUUUGUAAACCAGCUUCCCAUUGAACGCAUCGCAUUAAUUGAAGAAAUAAUAACCCAUGCCAAAACUGUGUUUAAACUUUAUUAAAAAAUACAUAACCAGUAGCUAAAGGUUCCAAUCAGUAAAAUACCAAACUUUUAAAUUGCAAUAGUAGAGACUUAUUUCAAGUCACCUUUGUGUGUGAAAUGGCACAUUGGUUAGAUACGCUAGAGGGCAUGAAAUGACCUUGUGUAGAUUUCAUGUGGAGCUGAGAUUUAAAAAAAUAUUAUGAAUUAUUCUUAAAUCAGAACAGGGACAAGAGCUCUAGCUAUUACAUUGGGGAUAAGCAAUCACAUAGACACAGUGGAUAUCAGAGAAUAUAGCUGUUAUCUAAACAGCUCAUGGAAGUCAUACAUGAAUU